CGGUCACACUUUUGCUUACCGCCAUUUCGUUUGCUUUUCCAGAAAAUUAAAAAAUGUCGCAAGAGCCCGUGAAAGUAGCACCGUCAGACAAAGGUGACUACCUCAUCUGUCCGUUUGACGAAGGGCAUUAUAUUUUGAGUAGUCGUAUGGCCGUACACCUAGUCCGCUGCGCACCCAAUCACCACGGCUCCAAAAAGGUCCGCUGCCCCUUCAACAUCACUCAUGUUUGUACCAUAACUGAGAUGAAGAUGCAUGUGAACAAGUGUCCAAAUCGUUCCGCAUUCGAGGAAUUCGUGAAUCCGGAUAGAUUAACUACGCCUGAGACGCUCCCUCACGAGAACAAGGGGGAAAUCGAGUCCAGUGAGAAUUGGGACGACGAGCCGGACCAGCCUACGUACAAUCCUAGUGCCAAUUGUGCACAAAAAUUUCUAAUUUGUAAUCCCCAAGGCAAUCCGCCAGCAGUUAGGCGUGAAAUCCGCGAGAUGGAACGUCUGCGCUUCCAGCGAAAUCAAAAAUUCUAAAAUAGCUGUAAGCUGAGUUCAAUAAUCUCAAUGUCAAGUAAAAAGGCGUCUCGACACAAGUGUUCGAAUUUGUGUCCAUAGUAAUUAAAUACUCCAAAAUGUACAUGAAAAAGUGAAGAAUAAACUCACUGACGAGUAUGUACACAUGUGUGCAUGUACGAAUUUAAAUGCAU
Messenger RNA from Drosophila subobscura, 694 nucleotides. Its product is annotated as gametocyte-specific factor 1 homolog. Bases 54 to 521 code for a protein of 155 amino acids. The record is from RefSeq and is a predicted model, not a curated record. NCBI's taxonomy places the organism in Eukaryota, Metazoa, Arthropoda, Insecta, Diptera, Drosophilidae. The transcript is spliced from 2 exons.